Pelodiscus sinensis (Chinese soft-shelled turtle) is the source of this 6222-nucleotide messenger RNA. NCBI's taxonomy places the organism in Eukaryota, Metazoa, Chordata, Testudines, Trionychidae. The record is from RefSeq and is a predicted model, not a curated record.
CUUUGACUCCACGAUAAAUGCUGUAGGUACCCUCAGAAGCCUCAAGCUGUUUUGGAGGUUGUGCAACAGCACUUAGAAAUGUACCAUCUUCACGCACACCCUUUAGUGAACACUUCAAGAAGAAGUCUUAUGAUUAAAUCUGACAGAACUGGAUAAUGGGAGGUUGAAUCCUUCUUGUGCCCUCAGGGCAAGGCAUGUGACUCUCAGGCAAACAAAUUCGUUUUAAAUCUAUGUCCCAUCUGGAGCAGAAUCCUUGUGUAAGCACAUCUGCAAACCGACUGCUUCAGUUUUUGGAUAUACUUGUACCAACACAAUCAACGAGAGCUCGUGGUGCCAAUUUGCCUUAGGUAGUGACAUUUAUGUGUUUUUAAUUUUGUUAACAAUUGAUCCCUUCGACAAAAGGGACUUUGCAACAAAGCGGAGGCCACAAGUGGGAAGCUCAUUUGCUGGUUGUUUACAUGCAAGGGGAGCUGUGUUGGUCUCCUCUGUACAGUCUAUAUGCCCAGUGCUCACCAUACGCAUCACUCAGCUGCUGAUACAAAGAGCAAUGAGCCGAUCUAGACAUGUGGGCAAGAUAAGGAAACGGCUGGAGGAGAUCAAGAAUCAGACAGUCAGGCCAACCAAAGCAGAUUUCAGCCACAACGAAAGUGUAAGAUUGGCCACUGAUGCUCUUUUGGAUGGUGGGACUGAAUCUUAUCUCCGAGCCUUAAAUGAAGAAGGAGAGGUGGAUUUUUUGUCCUCGGUGGAAGCUUUGUACAUCAAGAAAAAUGCCAGAGAGCCUUUUUAUGCUGACGAAUCUCAGGCAGAGAAGGAGACUGGACCAAGGCAGAAUGAAGCGGGCUCUCUCCAGUCAGGAACAUACUUCCCUACGGUCUCUGAAAACAGAGAUCCAGCCCUGCUUCACACAUGGAGUACAGCAGAAAUGCCCUAUCUAAAGGAGAAAUCCAGUGCCACCGUGUAUUUCCAAACAGAGAAGAACAGCAACAUCAGAGACAUCAUACGCCGCUGCAUCAACAAGACCAGUCAGGUUCUGGCCAUUAUGAUGGAUGUCUUCACUGAUACUGAGAUAUUCUGUGAUGUGCUAGAAGCAGCUAACAAGCGAGAUGUUUUUGUCUACCUGUUGCUUGAUCAAAGCAAUAUAAAGCUCUUCCGUGAGAUGUGUGACAAGGUGCAGAUUGCAGAGGAUCACUUCAAGAAUAUUUCAGUCCGCAGUGUUACUGGAGAGAUUUAUUGUGCCAAGUCAGGCAGGAAAUUCUCAGGACAAAUCCAGGAAAAAUUCAUCAUCUCGGAUUGGAGAUACGUUCUUUCUGGAUCAUACAGCUUCACAUGGUUGUGUGGCCAGGUUCACCGGAACUUCCUCUCCAAGUUUACUGGCCAAGUUGUAGAGCUCUUUGACGAAGAGUUCCGACACCUCUAUGCUUUGUCCAAGCCAGUGAUGGGACUGAGAUCGCCAACACGUACAGUGCCCUUCUUGCUAAACAAGAGCACCACCACGCAAGGCAGCCUCAGUAGCAGCAGCAACCAGAAAAGUGCCAAUACUCCUUCAGAUCCAUUCAGCAGCUUGUCAGCCAAUAGCACAUAUCAAACCAAACAACCCCCCAGAACUCUUGUAUACAGCAGCAAUCCGACACCACAGUCACCACUGCAUAGGGGAAAUUCUUUCCAUGGCUACCCCUCAUUCAUGCCAACCCAAACACAGAACAUGAUCCAGACCCACUACUAUUCGUGGCAAUAUGUUACUGACACCCCAGCAGUCCUUUAUAAUAAUGUUAACAUAUACAAACCUAUGCAUCUUAGACAAGAUGAUGUAAACAGAUCAAGGUUAAAUCCUGUGUGGAGAUGCCUUCACUAACCUGAUUACAUAACCAUCUUAUUUUUGUAUUGCAAAAAAAUGUGUUGAAGAUCCGUUUUAACAAUAACCUGUUCAAUGAUGAACACUCAGCAUAGAAAUUAUGUAUUGUUCAAAAACAGAAGGCUUUCAAGACAACAUUCUCUCUUGGUUUCACACUUUAGGUAUGAUUAUAUAUUUUAGUCACAAUGGACAACCACUGCCAAAUGUUUCUCAAAUUAACAAAAUCUAAGUCUGCUAGCACUGAAAUCUUGCAGGUAUGCGGAUACCAUUUAGGAACAGGAGCAGCAUUGUUUAAGUUGUCACAUUCAUCUGUCCUUGCAUAAUGUAUUCAUGGAUCAAUGUGGCCAGUUGGUUAGCAUUGCCAAUUACAUGAAAGUGGGUAAGAGUUUAUAAUGAUGGUUUUUAUGUCCUCUUAAAGUCUUCCAUUUACUCACUAGACAGGAUCCUGGCAGCAGCUCUUUCAUUCCCCACCAACGUGUCUCAGUCCUGACUUGGAAGGGUCACUGGGGAGCAGAGGAUGGCACAGCCUCUAUCUCCAUUCAAUUUCUGACAUCUCUGCUGAGACUUGUAACACGGCAGCCAGCUGUUGCUGUGCUUUCUGUGAAUAGACCUGCCAGCUAUGAAUAUGAUUGAGAUUACUUGCUCAUGUUACGCAGGCCACCAGAAGCCAGCAGAUGGUAACAGCUUUCAGGUACUAUCCUUUACAGCUUAAUGUAGUCAAGCAAGUUAUACAUGAAAAACCUUCUAGUCCCAUUAAUCCUGCACCACCUAUUCAGUCAUGUCAGUUAUUUAUAUAAUUGGAAACUGAAGCCUCCGGUUUAGGAGAGACUUCCCAUUUCUAGAAAACAAAUUUACCUUCAAAACAUUUGCAGAUUCAGACUGGAAUAUGAUGUACAGUACAAGAAGUCUGAAUGCAAAGUCUUGCCCAUCACACACCUUACAGAACUGUGUGACUAAGCCACUGACUACAAUUGCAAUUCUCUGUGUAUAGCAAAAAGAUUUUAUGGCAUUGUUUUUAUUUGAUUUUCAUUGGCAUCUUGUGCUAUCAUCUGCAAACAGCCAUCAGGACAACCAUAACCUAUUCUCUUUGUCAAACGGAUUUUAGACGCCUCCAUUAAAACUUCCUUUGUGAACAAUCUUUUUAUUAUUCCUUUCCUCUUGUGCCUUGUACCAUCUUUUCCAGUACCAUAACUUGUUUCUAUACUAUUCAUAAUCAAAACAAUGAAAAAUUAGAUUUUAUUUUCACUGAAAUCUAUUAAGCCCAUCUUGCUUACUGGCCUAUACAAGGUGCAAAUGUGUCCUGCUCAUAAUUUGAAGAGAGAUGUGCCAAAGGAACCAAUAAAAUAUAUCGGUAUUGUCAGUUUUGUAAUCAACUAGUGUAAAUGCAGCUGCUUGUAUACUUAGCCAUGUUUCAGAGAGAGCUUACUGCACUCGUGUUCUGGUAUUUAUAUUAUCUAACAGACUCAGUCGUGGCUAGGUAUUGCAUAAACGUAUUAGAACACAAUCCUUAGCCCAGCAAGCUGACACACUGAGCGUAGGCUCUAAGGCCUGCAGUGGCUUGCCAUUUAGUUCCAUUUCCAACUCAAAGUGUAAAGUUUAUAAGCUAAUCUUUUAUUGGCACAGGUCCAGCAUAUGUUUUUUUGGUGGAGUAGAGAUCUGCUGAGACAGCAGGAUACUAGCGAUAGGGGGUACACAACAGAGAUCCUUCUACUUUGGAAUUUGCUUCACCCUUUGGAAAACCUGUAAUUUACAGAUUUUCUGAGGAGAUGGAGCAUGAUUUGGGAGUUCUUCCUGGUAACCAAACUGAUAAACAAUUUUCUUUGUUACUGUGGAAUCAUAGCCUGGGGAAUGCAGAAUCAAAGGCUUCACACAGCCCACCAGGAGAGUAGUUUGUUAACGAUGUGCACAGAACCAGAAUAUCACACAAACUUGCAACUUGUCAGCAAAUAUUUAUGGUUACAUUCUAUAAAAUACCAUUUUUUAAAAAUGAGAGCACUGUGAUAAAGAGUGUUGCUAACUAGCCAGGACAUUAAAUGAGGGGGCUCCAGUUUUGGCCCUUUAAAAAUAUUUUGUAGAGCAGAGUUUCACUAGUAAGUAGAUGAUUUACCUCCUAGUCAGUCAUCUGUUUGUGCCCAAUUGUAGUGAGAUGACAUUAUGACUUGAAAUGUACUGUGCCUUAGUGAAAUUGUUAAAGCCAAACACCAGAAAGACAGCUUCAUUCACUGGCAUAGUGUCAAGCCAAUUUAAUGUUGUGUUGGAAAUCCCCAAUCCAUGUCUCAAGAAUAUCCACCAACAGUGCCCACUCGCUAAAGCAAGGCAGCCUGUAAUAUAAAAGCAUAACAAUAAGAGCACCAGCUCUAGGAUUUUCACUUCCACAGGCAAUCUGAAAAGCAUCUGCUACUCCCAAGCCCCAAUGCCAGUCAUACAAAUCAUCAGUCAUGAAAUAUUUUACUGAUCCUAGUAUUUUAUAGGCCUAAGCAACUGACAACUCCCCAAUGUAAAGCCUCCGCCUGAGGUGUUUUAGCAGGUUUUAUGUUCUCCCCACACUGAGGUCCUGUAAGGCAGUCUUGAUGUUGUGCAAAGACUACAUAAACCAUAUGAAAUUCAUCCAGUAUGGUAGUGAGGGAUACUUUGUGCAACUGAGUUCUCCAAAACUUUAGAGAAAGUGUAGACUGAAGACAAACUGAUAAAAUAUGGGAUAGAGUUUAAGUGCCAAAUUCAGCUCUGGCAUUAAUGGGUGCAGCUCACAUUAAUUUACACAAAGGCUGAGUUUGAAUGUCAAAUAAAUGUCAUUUAUGUUUUGAUGGAAAGGAGUACUGAAGCAGUUCACAAUUUCAACAGUGAAUUAAGCCAAAGAUCCUAAACAGGCUCCCACAGGCUAAACUGGCCAGCGAUCAAAAACAUGAGUAAUUGCAAGCAGCUGCAGAAGUGUCCCAACUUUCAGAAAAACCAGAGAAAGACACUGACACGCCACUUAUAUAUGCUUGAGGAGAAGGGCUCAUGUAAACACCACUCUGAUACUCCACUCCAACACUAAUUGUUGUAGUAAAAUAGCUGGUUAUGUCUGCCACAAACCAGCACCCCUGCAUUCAAACAAUGGCUAUUGAAAUGCUUAACAGUAUUAAAAAUCAGUUAGAUUGCACUCCCAUGCAAUAAUCACUUUAGAACCAUUACAUCUAGCUUUCCAUAAAGCUUCCUAUCCUAAAGUACAAGUUGACAGUCUAUUAAGCACAUAUAUAGUUGUGUGUAAGCCAUGUAUUUAUUCAGUGCUCUCUUUAAGAGCCCAAUAAAGUGUUCUAAAAGCGCACACAUGAUUAAAAGGAAUUCUGUUAUAUUUAUUAACGUCUAUCCAAGUAUUCAUGCCAAACAUCCAGCUUUUGUAACAAGUUGAUCAGGAUGUGGUUGAAGCGCAUUAAGUCAUCAAAUCACCAUAAAUAAUCUGAUAUGACGGAAGGGUUUUUUUUUCCUGGAGAAGACUAAUAAUUAACUUUUACUGUGCACAGAUGAUACAUUAUUGAAUAUUACAGACAACUCUUAAUUUUUGAACUCCAUUUAAAAUUAGCAGAGAAGUGCAUUUUUAGGUGGGGGAUACAAUUCAGCGAAUUCAUUUAAAAAACUUUAGCGUACUUUAGUAUACUGAAAAGAAAGGCAAACACAUUCAAAGGAGAAUCCACAAUAAGAAAAAAAAAUCAUGGUGAACGAGCAUAUUUUCAUUAACUGAUACCAAAACAAAAAUUAGUGAGAUCAGAAUAAAUUUUGUUUGAAGAUGACUAAAGAAUAAAAAAAAAUUAAAAAUUAAGAGCACACUUCGGUUGCUUGGAAUGCAAACUAUGUUGAUAGAAAAAACUAGUUCUCUGCCUUUCCAAAACACAGGACAAGUCAAACCAUGUAAUUUCACUGCUUUUAAACUUACAAUGAACAGAUGUCUGGAUUCAUUAUAACAAAGGUUUAACAACAACUACAAAAAUCUGUAAGGAACAGAAAACUGGUUUGCUAUAGAAUUAACACUGCAUUUUGUGAAACUGUACAAAAGAAAGGAGUACAGUUCUCCUCAAUAUGUAUAGCCUCAGAGACCUGUUACUCUGAACUCUCUGAACAAGUGAAAUUGGGGAUAUAUAGUGAAUUUACACUUGCAUAGAGAACCCAUUAGUCUUAUAUAAAGACUUGUGUGGAAGUCAACAAGUUGCUCUGUAUUGAAAACAUUCUGAUUAAAAAUACAUUAAGGUUCUCAAAUAUCUGAAUUUGAAUAGUAAAAAUAUCUCAACUUAUAAAAAAAUACAAAUUUUAAGCUUCAGGGGGUAGCUGAGUUAGUCUGUACAGGAUACAUUUAAAAAACAAAAACUGGUCUGGAAGCACUUAAUAGACUAACA